Messenger RNA from Ipomoea triloba (trilobed morning glory), 6282 nucleotides. Its product is annotated as formin-like protein 20. Lineage: Eukaryota; Viridiplantae; Streptophyta; Magnoliopsida; Solanales; Convolvulaceae. The record is from RefSeq and is a predicted model, not a curated record. Bases 651 to 5804 code for a protein of 1717 amino acids. The transcript has 17 exons.
UCUCAUUCUUGUACAGCACUAUAAAAUCCCAUACCCAUACAGCAAAUAGCGUAUAGAUUAUAGAAUGAAAUGAAAGUCACGUGAGCUUUAAUUAAUUCAUAGAGAGAAUAUACCAACGGUCAAACCGUUAAUUUAGCCCGCCAAAAAAAAAAGUCCGGUUUGGUUCCGGUUCGGAAUCCGGACCCGAAUCCUCGCCCGGCCCGUCCACUACGGUUCACUCUUCUCUUCUCUUUCCUCGUUCUCUCUCUCAACAGCAUGCAACGUUCCUAAAACAAUGGCAACGAUCAAAUGCCAUCAAUUCUUCGAAUUCCCCUUUGCUUCACCUCUCAAACCCUAAACCUAAAAUUCUCUUUCGUUUGCAUUACCCCGCUCUGUUUACACUGCACUUUCUCUACUAUCAUUUCUCUUUCUGCGGAAUUUAAUUUCCAUUGAGCCAUUGGAAGCCUGGCUGUGAUUUUCGUCUUUUUUCUGAAUUGUUUUGAAUUUUGGGUUUAAGGCGAUUGAGAACAUUGCAGCUGAAUUAUAGCCGGAUUUUCGAUCAUUGCGCUGUGGAAUUUAGGAAAUUUGGGGAGAUCGGUUGCAGUGGAAGAAAGGUGGAGAUUGAAUUGGAAGGUUCUGGAUACGGUUGGGGGAAGAAACAGCGCCAUUAGAUGGCGCUGUUCAGACGCUUCUUCUAUAAGAAACCGCCGGAUCGGCUGCUCGAAAUCUCCGAGCGGGUUUACGUGUUUGAUUGUUGCUUCUCCACCAAUGUAUUGGAUGAAGAUGAGUACAAAACAUACUUGGGUGGGAUUGUAGCUCAGCUACAUGACUAUUAUCCAGAUGCUUCAUUCAUGGUUUUUAACUUUAAAGAUCGGGAUAGGAGAAGCCCAAUAUCUGACAUCAUGUCCCAGUAUGAUAUGACUGUCAUGGAUUAUCCUUUGCAAUAUGAGGGGUACCCAGUAUUGCAACUAGUGAUGAUCCACCACUUUUUGCGGUCCAGUGAGAGCUGGUUGUCAGUUGAAGGCAAACAAAAUGUGCUGUUAGUGCACUGUGAGAGGGGAGGAUGGCCUUUGUUGGCCUUCAUGCUUGCAGGCCUUCUUUUGUACAGAAAACAGUACACUGGUGAGCAGAAGACUCUUGAAAUGGUAUACAAACAAGCUCCUAGAGAACUUCUUCAUCUUUUGUCUAAUUUGAAUCCACAGCAAUCCCAGCUUAGAUAUCUUCAAUAUAUCUCUAGAAGUUUUGGGUCAGAUAGGCCUCCAUCAGACACUCCUCUAGCUUUGAACUGUAUCAUAAUUAGAUUGCUUCCUCUAUACAAUAAUGGAAGGGGGUGCCGUCCGGUAGUUCAUGUUUAUGGUCAGGAUCCUUCUUUAGUGAAAUCCAAUCAGAGUUCCAAGCUCCUCUUUUCAACUUCAAAGACAAAGAAACACUCCCGGCUUUACCUACAGGAGGAGUGCGAGCUAGUUAAAAUAGAUAUUCGUUGUCAUGUCCAGGGAGACAUUGUUCUUGAGUGUAUACAUUUGGAUGAUGAUCUAGUAGGGGAGGAAAUGAUGUUCAGAGUCAUGUUUCACACAGCCUUUAUUCGCUCAAAUAUUUUGAUGUUAACCCGUGAUGAAAUUGAUGUCUUGUGGGAUUUUAGAGACAGAUUUUCACGAGAGUUCAGAGUGGAGGUUCUCUUUUUGGAUGCUGAUGCACUUCCAUCUAUUAUCACAACAGAAGAACCAUCUGAAGAUGAUGAGAGUGAGACAGAAGUUGCCUCACCUGACGAGUUUUUUGAGGUCGAUGAGAUAUUCAGCAGCAUUGUCGAUGGGCAUGAGGGAAGGGUCUCCUCUGAUACUUCAUGCAGUAUAGAAUCUCAAGCGGUAUUUCCUGGUGUUCAUGACAACUCAGAUGAAGGGAAGAAUAAUCAAGAUAGAGAUGGUACACCCACACAGAAGUUAGAAAGGCAGGGUUCUGAACACAAAAUGGAUGCUGACAGUAACAAGCAGCAGUCUGAUAAUGUACCCCCUGCUGCUUCAAAGAAACAGCCACUAGCAAACUCAACAACUUCUGCAGAUGCUUUUGGUUCAAAAAAUGAAUCUAAACAUCAAGAAUCCCAGGCCGUAUUUCCUGUUGUUCAUGGCAAGUCAGAUGAAGGGGAGAAUAAUCAAGAUAGAGAGAGUAUAGCCACACAGAAGUUAGAAAUGCAGGGUUCUGAACAGAAAAUGGAUGGUGAUAGGAACAGGCAGCAGUCUGAUAAUGUACCCCUUGCUGCUCCAAAGAAACAGCAACUAGCAAACUCAACAACUUCUGCAGAUGCUUUUGGUACAAAAAAUGAAUCUAAGCAUCAAGAAUCUCAGGCAGUAUUUCCUGUUCAUGGCAAGUUAGAUGAAGAGGAAAAUAAUCAAGAUGAAGAGAGUAUAUCCACACAGGAGUUAGAAAGGCAGGGUUCUGAACAGAAAAUGGAUGCUGAUAGUAACAAGCAGCAGUGUGAUAAUGUACCCCCUGCUGCUCCAAAGAAACAGCCACUAGCAAACUCAACAACUUCUGUACAUCCUUUUGGUGCAAAAAAUGAAUCCAAACAGCAAGAAUCUCAGGGAAGCCUUUCAAGACAAGCAAAACCAAAAACAAUAUCUUGGCAGAUGGCUUCUAGUGAAGGCUCAUACACCAAUUUAAUACAUGUAUCAGACCCGCCAUCAAGGUGCAACAGUGAACCACCUGCACUUGCUCUUGAUAAGGAUUUUCAAUCACAGGGGAAACCAAAGGCUCCAUCUCCUUGUGCUUCUCCAGAAAUUUUUGCUCCAACCAAUGAUUCUAUCUUCAUGGCAGAUUGUGUGGCGAAACAUUCCUCCUGUCCUGCAUCUUUAGAUAUAUCAACAGCUAAGAUUGCAUCAAUUGUUGCUUCUUCUACUUCCCUGCCACAAGAUAGAGUCCUGCAAGUGCAUCCACCUCCACCUCCACCCCCACCACUUCCAACUUGGUAUACCAGCUCUUUGUCAUCUCAAGUGCCAUAUGAGCAGCAGGUAGCAGAGAUGAAUUCUUCUCCUCUUCCAACUCCGUAUUUCCCACAACAUGCAAGCCACAGUACAACAGUUUCCUCUCUUGGCCUAAUUCCUCCCCCACCCCCUCUGCCAACAUUGCUCCUGUUUUCUAAUUGUGUUGCAGUUGGUACUACUUCUCCACCUCUACCUGUAGCUCUGCCCCCAGCCCUUCCUCAAACUGUAAUUGCAUCAGAAACAACUCCUUUCAGUACCUCUUUUGAGCUGCCUCCUCCUUCAUCAACAUCAACUCCUCCACACCCACCUCCCACAACUAGUGCACAAAAUGAUUAUAAGAUUUUGCCAACGUCACCUUCCUCAUCUCCGUCAUUAGGCCAGACCAGUGUAUCUUCCUACACUUUCCCUUUAGUAGUAUCAAGUUCUCCGCCACUUCCACCACCACCACCUCCUCCUCCACCGUUACAUGCACCAUGUAUGGUAGAAUCUACUAAUGUUGGAGCAUCCAGUCCGCCUCUCCUUGUACAUAGUUCUCUUAUCACUCCUCCUCCCCCACCACUUUCACAAGGUAGUCUAGUAUCUACACCUCCUCCUCCUCCUCCUUUGCCAUUAAAGGAUGAAACACUACCUCCUCCACUUCCUUUACAAGGUGCUCCACAGCUGCCUCCUUCACAGCCCCUACUUCCUUUACGGGUUGGUCUACCUCAUCCAGCCCCUCUACCUUCCACACCAUUACAUCUGCUUUUUGCACCACUCCUAAAUUCUGCUUUAAAAGAUGCUGCUCCUGUUUCUCCGCAUUGUUGUCCUUCAUGUGGUGCUAUAGGUGCUCUUCCAUCAUUUCCUUACCAAGGUGUUCAACCUUCUCCACCAUCUAUCAUAACACUACCUCCAGAACCAACUACUCCCACAUGUAGAGCUCCACCACCACCACCACCUCCAACCUUCGAAGAAGCACCAAAACCCCCACCCCUUCCAGAGGAUGCAGCACCACCUCCACUACUUCCACUCUCUUUAGGAAGUGAAGCACCACCUCCCCCACCCCCUCUAGGAGUUGGAGCACCCCUGCCACCACCCCCACCCCCUCUAGUAGGUGGAGAAGAACCUCAAACACCCUCUCUUGGAAGUGGAGUACCACCUUUGACACCCCCUCCACCACCCCCUCCAAUCUUUGGAGGAGCUCCACCUCCUCCACCCCCUCCUGGAGGAGCACCACCUCCACCGUCCCUUCCUGGAGGAGCACCCCCUCCACCACUCCCACCCGGAGGAGCACCCCCUCCACCACCCCCUCCCGGAGGUGUUCCUGGCCCUCCUCCUCCACCAGGUCCACCUGGUGGUCCUCCUCCUCCACCAGGUCCACCUGGUGGGCCUCCUCCUCCACCAGGUCUACCUGGUGGUCCUCCUCCUCCACCAGGUCCAGCUGGUGGUCCUCCUCUUCCACCAGGUGCUCCUGGAGGGGCACCUCCACCACCUGGAAGAGGUAUUCCUGGAAGAGGGCGUGGACUUCCUGGGAGAGGUGCUGGAGCAGCUAAAAGAUCUAACCUGAAGCCAUUGCAUUGGAGUAAGGUAACCAGAGCACUACAAGGAAGCUUGUGGGAGGAAUUACAAAGACAUGGAGAUCCUCAAGUUGCACCAGAAUUUGAUGUGACAGAAAUUGAGACUCUUUUCUCCACCGUAGUCCCCAAAUCUAAUAAAGACAAGUCUGGAGGAAAACAGAAGGCUGCCGGAUCUAAACCUGACAAAAUUCACCUGAUUGACCUGAGGAGGGCCAACAAUACCGAAAUUAUGCUCACAAAGGUUAAGAUGCCACUUCCAGACAUGAUGGCUGCUGCAUUGGCAAUGGAUGAGUCAAUUUUGGAUGCUGAUCAAGUAGAAAACCUUAUAAAAUUCUGUCCCACCAAAGAAGAGAUGGAACAACUUAAGAAUUACACUGGGGACAAGGAGAUGCUAGGGAAGUGUGAACAGUUCUUUCUGGAACUGAUGAAGGUGCCACGAGUGGAGUCAAAAUUAAGUGUUUUUCUCUUCAAGAUUCAAUUCAACACGCAGGUCUCAGAUUUCAGAAAAAGUUUGACAUUGGUGAACUCCGCUUGUGAAGAGUAUCAGGUACGGAAUUCUGUCAAAUUGAAAGAUAUCAUGAAGAAGAUAUUAUAUCUAGGAAACACAUUAAAUCAAGGAACAGCCAGAGGUGCUGCAGUUGGAUUUAAGUUGGAUAGUCUUUUAAAACUUACUGAUACACGUGCUAACAACAGGAUGACACUCAUGCAUUAUCUUUGUAAGGCUCUAGCUCAAAAGUCACCUGGACUUAUGGACUUCCAUGUGGAGUUUGUUAACCUAGAAGCUUCAUCAAAGAUACAAUUGAAGGCUUUGGCAGACGAAAUGCAGAACAUUACCAAGGGAUUCGAUAAAGUAAAGAAGGAACUAGUUGCAUCUGAGAGUGAUGGCCCUGUAUCUGAAACUUUCCUCAAGACACUAAAGGAAUACAUUGGAAAUGCUGAAGCAGAAGUGGCGUCUUUGACAAAUUUGUAUUCUGUGGCGGGCAAGAAUGCAGAUGCAUUAGCCCUGUAUUUUGGUGAGGAUCCUGCAAAAUGCCCAUUUGAGCAAGUUGCUACAACCCUCUUAAACUUCACAAGGUUGUUCCAGAAAUGCCACGAGGAGAAUUUGAAACAGGCGGAACUUGCAAAGAAGAAGGCUCAGAAGGAGGCUGAAGCAGCAGAGAAUGCAAAUGCAAAUGCAAAUACUCAGAAGGAGGCCGAAGCAGCAGAGAAUGCAAAUGCAAAUGCUCAGAAGGAGGCCGAAGCAGCAGAGAAUGCAAUUGCAAAUGCAACAAAGCAGACAGAGAGUCCGAAAGAAUGAAAUUGCUUCCUGCCCAUGGAGUUUAUUUAUUGUAUCACAUGGGGCAUGCACAUCCAUUGUGGCCUACGCAACUCAACUCCUCUGUGGAUUUCAUGGAAUUUAAGGAAGAAGUGGUUUGUUGAGGGUUGUGAAUCUGAAAAGUGUGAUGAACUGAACAACUCUCUAUGAAGUGGGGUGGGCAUGUAGAAGUUUGGACUGUUCAAUGAUUGCAGACAAAAUGAUCCAAAAAUAUGACAAUCUGGAUCUUGUCUCAUUGGGUGACCACUAUGUUGAUUGUUGCUGCCUUGCCUUGCCUUGCCUGCCUGCCUGGUAUGCAUUUGAUGAGCAGGGGAGGCCAUCAGGGCUGUGUCUUGGUUUUCAUCAAAACGGUAAACAAGAAAGAAAGAAAGAAGAUGAGAGAUGUUGUACAAAGCCAAAGCCUAACCCAACCCAACCCCUGUCUGUAGACAAUAUUCUUUGAUUGUAACAUAAGGAGGAA